CCCCACCGACUCAAGCCGGGCAAGCCCUACUACUUGCAGUGAGCUCUAGACCAACGAAUUCAAGUCUGAACUCAUUGCUCUAGACUUCAAACAUAACCUGUAAACUAAAACAAUCUUCACUGACGUUUCAUGGGGCAUUUAAACUGUGACAUUGAAAUCACAAUGUGCGGUGAUAUUGGCUUGAUUGAUAACUAGAGGAUCACAAAAAUCAAAAAAUAGCAUCAUGAAGGAGGUGAUUGAAACCCGUAGCGCUGCAGAGAAUAGCAAUGAUUUUGCUAAUAAUAAUGGGACCUCCAGUGGAAAUACUGGAAAUGCUAAUGCUAGCAAUGAGACAAGGAGAUAUGCAGUGCUAAGUACAGAGUGGAUGGGUGCAAUUGCCGAAGAACUUGGAAUGCAUCCACUUCCAGAUCCGUUGCUUCGUAAGCUUGCCGAAGAUGCUUCGUACAGGCUUCGAGAGGUUUUACAUAAAUGUGUUACCAGGCUCAAGCACAGCAGACGAAAACGGCUUACUUCUGUUGAUGUAAAUGCAGUUUUGGCUACCCUCUGUGAUGCCGAUCCAGUCUUGGGAGUUCCGGCACAGCUACCUGAGUAUCUCUCUGAAGCACGUGUUUUUGUGCCCAGAGAACGAACUGUCAAUCUUGUAGAAAGAGCAACCAAUUCUUUACAUCUGACACAGACCAAUUUGCCUUUGUUAAAAGAGACUGAAAUUAGUGAUACAAGACUUGCGGAGGCUAGACAGAAUUACGCAAAACGAGCUCUUAAAACCCUGUUCAAUGGGUCUCAAAAAACAUUUCAGGUACUUCUUAAUGACUGCUCAAUCAAUCCGGAUUUAGGAGGACUAGGAGUUGUAGAUAAAUUGAUAUCUAUAGCCCGUGCAUCUAUUAUAUCGAGUCAUGCUCAAUGUACACGAGCCUCGACAAGGACCUGCCACUUAAUUAUUGCUGUAGCCAAUAACAGUCAUACUGUUUAUCCUCACCAAUUACAAACCGUGGAUAAACUGACAGAACUAUUGCUCGAACUGUUGUUUGGGAAAAGUAUUCUGAAUCCAAAUCUAGAGUCACUGUUCAAAGACUGUGUUCUUAAACUAAUGUUACGGUGGCCAGCAACAGCUCAUCGGUUCGUGCCUUUCCUAGAGUCAGUUUUGCUCAGAGAUGACGUUGAGCUUUUCCAGAUUGAUAUAAAAAAGCAAAUGGCUGCGGAACUUUUAGCUGGUGUGCAGCCCCUGCAGCUUUAUCACCUCCAGAAUAGCGUACCACAAUCUUUCGAAAAUAUUCUUGAACAUGCUGUGCCUGGUUCCGUCCUUUGGCAGCGGUUAGCGCUAUCCGUAUGCGCUAUUUCAAAAUCAGGACGACACGACGUUAAUGUGUCGCUGGUUAUGAAGCAUUUUGGUGAUUCUAUACUGCCAUACCUGGCUUAUGAUAAGUCUGAUUCGAAACUCAAAAAUAAUAUUCCCACCAAAGCUCCACUCCCGAUUAUCGUGAGGAGCAAAAUUAAAUACGCAGCGCUUAAAUCGCUGCAGUCUGUUAAUAAGGCUUCUGGAGAUAUUAAACAGACGGCAUUCGCCGAUUCAACUCUUCGUGGAUCACGCAGAGAAAUACGCUUUGCUUUUGCGGGUGGCCGACCGGUUCCUUCAAACAGUUUGAGACGGGCAAGCUUGAGAGCGAAUUAUCAAAUUCUGAGGAGUGAAAUACGCGCUACCUUCGCCCUCGUAGCAUCAAGAAGGUUACUCGUUGUUGUGAACAAAAACCCCGCCCCCCCAAGGAGCUACGACUUGGCUAACACGAUGAUUUAACAAGUUCGCAAAUUUAUUCUGCAAAUUUUUUAUCCAACCGAUUACGCUGUAAAUGUAAAAUCGUUUUUUCCCUCAAAUAAUUUCCCGUUUCCAACGUUUAUUGGUAGCGAGAAAAAUUAGUAAAAUAUUGUGAGCUAGUAACGGAUCAUCGUCUUCGACUACCCUUCGUAUAGGUGCCGCUUUGAAUGUCGGCCCUUGAUUUCUGUGGGAAUUCAAUAUGGAUUUGUGAAUUCGUUGAAUUAACACGAAAUGAUGGCGUGUGCGCAACGGUUUAUUUUGAGGUCCCCGCAGGAUCUAAAGGGAAGCUUCCACUCCCCAGUUUCCAAUCCCCAGAGUUUCCUGCAGUUUCCCCGAUUAUUAUAGGUGGCGGAAUAAGGAAGAAGGUAUGCCAUCAGGGACAAUGUGUGUGUGCGGAACUGUCGUUGGUUGUGUUAGUGGGGGUGGCCCGGAGAAAUAAUUUUCGUUAUAAACUGGAUCCAGUUUGUGUUGAACCGCAAUAAAAUUGAGAAAUAAAAAAAAAUUCCAUCUA
Molecule: messenger RNA, 2321 nt
Organism: Athalia rosae (coleseed sawfly)
Lineage: Eukaryota; Metazoa; Arthropoda; Insecta; Hymenoptera; Athaliidae
Exons: 9
Coding region: 224-1792 (522 amino acids)
Biological process (GO): transcription initiation at RNA polymerase II promoter; RNA polymerase II preinitiation complex assembly
Cellular component (GO): transcription factor TFIID complex; SLIK (SAGA-like) complex; SAGA complex
Molecular function (GO): transcription coactivator activity; protein heterodimerization activity; RNA polymerase II general transcription initiation factor activity
Source: RefSeq, a predicted model, not a curated record